UCAAAACCCUACUACCUCAGGGGUCGCGAUGAGCACCGAGGUGGAGAGGAUCGACGGGGAGAUCCAAGACAUCUUACGCGCUCUCCGAAAUGGAUUCCAGAAACUGGACAAGAUCACAGACAGUAACAGACAGCUUGGAGAGCUGGAAAAACUCACUGUCAAGAUGAAGAAAUGCAAGCUUUUAAUUAGGGAAUUUGACAGCGCAAUUGAAGAUGAGGAGAUUCGAAAUCUGCCAGAGGUGAAUUGGCAGCUUGUUGAGAAGAAGCAAUUAAUGAUAAGAGAGCUGAAUUCGUAUGUUACGAUGAGAAAAACGUAAGUAAUGA
Messenger RNA from Ananas comosus (pineapple), 323 nucleotides. Its product is annotated as novel plant SNARE 13-like. The transcript is spliced from 5 exons. The coding region runs from base 29 to 316 and encodes 95 amino acids. The record is from RefSeq and is a predicted model, not a curated record. NCBI's taxonomy places the organism in Eukaryota, Viridiplantae, Streptophyta, Magnoliopsida, Poales, Bromeliaceae.